AUGUUGAAGUUGUGGUUUAUUGCCCUCUGGGUCACCCUGGUCAAGGCCUGGGUUGUCAAUGAAGGAACAACAUGUGUUCUGUACCCCGAAUCGCUUGUUCACCAUGGACAAGAGGUGGAUGACUCCCCAUCUAUCCAGGAAGCCUUUGACAUGUGCGGCACAAACGGAACUGUUAUUUUCUCCAAGAAUGUCUUCCACGUCAACACUGUUCUGAACACUACCAAUCUGCUGAAUUGCGAUGUUCAUCUCCGUGGUGAAUUGCGCUUCUCCACCAACCUCCCUUACUGGAGAACUCACUCGAUCAGUGUUGUUCUCCAGGAUCAAGUCACUGCUUGGCUGUUUGGAGGUACCAACGUGAACUUCUACGGCGAAGAAGGUGGUUUCUACAACGGCCAGGGUCAAGCUUGGUACAACGCCAACCGUAAUGAGUCCAACCAGCCAGGACGCCCCAUGAGCAUUACUUUCUACAACUCGACCAACCUACUUGUCGACGGUUUGCGGAUCAUCCAGCCCCAGUUCUGGGCCACCUUUGUCUGGGACAGCAAGAAUGUCUCCGUCACCAACUUGUUCGUGAACGCCACUAGCAACAGCAAAUGGGGCACCAUGAACACCGACGGUUACGAUUCCUGGAAGAGUGACUCUCUGCUUGUUGAGAACGCCACAAUCAUCAACGGUGACGAUUGCAUCGCAGCCAAGGGUAACACCACCAACCUCCACGCCAAGAACAUCUACUGCGAGGGCGGCACCGGAAUUACCAUCGGAUCUAUCGGCCAAUACCCCAACAUGCCUGACUACAACAUCAACACCACCUUUGAGAAUGUCAUCGUCAAGAACUCCAUGGACGGCGCCUACAUCAAGACCUGGCAAGGAACCCGCGUCUACACUCCCAGCAACGGCGACUGGGGUGGUGGUGGCACCGGUCUCGUGAAGAACAUCACUUUCCGCAACUUCGAGAUGAUCAAUGUCGGACUCCCCAUUCAGAUGUCGCAGUGUGUUUACUCGGCAGACAGCAACAAGGGCUGCAACACAUCGACCUUGCAGAUCGAGGAUGUCAAGUGGCAGAAUAUCAGCGGUACUUCCCGUUUCAACAUCGCUUCUUCCAUUUACUGCUCCGACGAGGUUCCUUGCCCCAAUAUCACGUUUGAUAACGUGAAUAUUACUAGCGUGAAUGCCAGUCUGGGCCUGCCUUACUACGACACUGAUAUCCACCGUGAACUAUACCAGUGCACGAACAUCGUUGGACAGAAGAACUCUGGAAUCCCCUGUAACCAGGCCGCUCCCAGCAACUUCAGCCAGUGGAUCUACGGCAAUGUCGACAGCACUGGCCUGGCAACUUUGACUUGA
Molecule: messenger RNA, 1344 nt
Organism: Penicillium verhagenii
Lineage: Eukaryota; Fungi; Ascomycota; Eurotiomycetes; Eurotiales; Aspergillaceae
Exons: 1
Coding region: 1-1344 (447 amino acids)
Biological process (GO): carbohydrate metabolic process
Molecular function (GO): polygalacturonase activity
Source: RefSeq, a predicted model, not a curated record